Messenger RNA from Diaporthe citri, 2691 nucleotides. RefSeq lists its product as uncharacterized. Gene Ontology annotation, molecular function: 3-dehydroquinate dehydratase activity; 3-phosphoshikimate 1-carboxyvinyltransferase activity; shikimate 3-dehydrogenase (NADP+) activity. NCBI's taxonomy places the organism in Eukaryota, Fungi, Ascomycota, Sordariomycetes, Diaporthales, Diaporthaceae. Bases 1 to 2691 code for a protein of 896 amino acids. The transcript is spliced from 3 exons. The record is from RefSeq and is a predicted model, not a curated record. Gene Ontology annotation, biological process: chorismate biosynthetic process.
AUGGCGUCUGUCAUGGCUGGCAGCAAGCGCAACUUCGCCACCAUGGCCGCCGCCGCCGACGAUUGGGAUGAUGCCCAGCGACAGCCCGUCUCGAGAAAGCUGAGCCCCUUCUUGAGCCAUAUCGUCAACGCAUAUGAGCCUUCUCCGCCGACUCCGGCCGGCUCACCGUCCAGAGCUUCUCGUUCUGCCCCGAGCUCCCCUCCGCACUCACCAGAAUUCUCUACCUCCAGGGUUUUCGACUCCGAUGCUUCCAUAGUCCUGACCGGGCUGCGCGGCGCCGGCAAGUCCACUCUGGCCAUCAUCGCCUCAGGCGCCAUGAAGCGCAAGGUCAUGGACGCCGAGAGAGCCUUCCAGGACAUGAAUGGCCUCCCCACCCCGGUCUUCAAGAAGAAGCAUGGCCUGACCAGCUACCACAGCCGCCAGGCCGACGUUCUGGAGGAUCUGUUCCAUCGCUGUUCCAAGAAUACCAUCAUUGUGUGCUCCUGGAUGGAGCGCAAUGUCCAGGCCCUGCUACGAGAGUACAGCCACAUACACCCAAUCAUAUACAUCGUGCGGGACACACAAGCCAUCAAACAUCACCUCAGAAUACCCGACGAUGCGAGGCUCAAGACCCUGCUCGACGCCAGUGGCCUCUUCUUCCGGAGGUGCAGCCACUUUGAAUUCUUCAACGUCUCCGAGGACAUGACGGAAAAGACCAAGGCCAACUCGCCCGACGGCCUGACAACCGCGCCCGACAAGAAGUCGCCUGCGCCCUACCUUACUCUCAAAAGGGCCGAGAGACAUUUCCUGAAAUUCCUGUCGCUUAUCCUGCCCAAGGGAGCCAUUCCCUUCAUAGAGUCCGCCUUUCCCUUGGCGUCCAUCCCCACCGAAGAAAGACAGUUCACCUACGCGGUUUCGAUUCCGCUUUCCUCCCUGUUGGCCAACAAAAUAGACAUCGAAGACAUUGAGACCGGCGCAGAUGCCAUCGAGAUUGUGGUCGACGACCUCGUUUCACCCUCCGCGCCGGGCAUAAUCAAAGAUGGCCUCAGUCCUGAACACGCAAGUAACAUUAGUAGGGCUCUGGGCGACAUGCGGAGAAACCUCGUCAUUCCUAUCCUUUACCAUGUCGUUUUCCCCGAGCAAGCAUUGCACGAUGCUGCGUGGAAGUCCCUGUAUCUGGUGUAUCUACAACACGGUCUGCGCAUGGCUGUGGAGUACAUGACGGUCGACUUACGGCUGGAGGAAGAAUACAUUGCACAAAUCCGCAUGUCUCAAGGUCGUUCAAAACUCAUCGGCAAUUUACAAUUAAGUAGGGAACCAGCGCCGUCGUGGAUGGAUCCCUCCUGGCUCCGGGCAUACCAAAAAGCGCGGGAUCUGGGCUGUGACCUGACCCGACUAUCGCGGGUCGCUAGCCACCACCAAGAGAGCUUCGACAUUGGCACUCUACGCACGAGAAUCGAUGACUUGGGCGAACCGAAGCUACCUGUCAUUGCAUACAACACUGGGAGGAAAGGGAAGACUUCUUCCUGUUUCAACCAAGUAUUGACCUCAGUUCUCCCUGUUGGCUCAGCUACAAGCGGAGGUCACGACAAGGAGGAAGUGUAUCCGUAUCCCUCUAUCACCGCCCUCCAGGCAACGCGAAGUCUCUACUCGUCAUUUGUGUUUGACCCUAUGAAUCUCUACGUCAUUGGCGGUUAUGUGUCCUUCAGUCUAUCCCCAGGGAUGCACAACGCUGCGUUGAAGGCUCUCGGGAUCCCCCACCAUUACCGACCCCACAGCACCUCGUCAAUUCGGAGCCUCCAGGAGGUUGUGAUGGACCCAUACUUCGCUGGCGCCUCCAUCAGUCUCCCUUUCAAGGUCGAAAUAAUUAGCAUCACACAUUCCUUGAGCAAGCACGCGAAGGCGAUCGGGGCUGUCAAUACGUUGAUACCAAUCCGAGCACUGAACGAGGACGGAACUGUUCCUGAGGACGCCCGUCUCUUCCAUUGCCGGAAUCGGGCCGGGCCUAUAAAGGCACUGUAUGGGGAGAAUACGGAUUGGAUUGGCAUCAGGGCGUGUAUACGCCGCGGCCUUUCACCCGCCAACGCAGUGCGGUCCACGAGUUGUGGCCUUGUCGUUGGGGCGGGUGGUAUGGCAAGAGCCGCCGUGUACGCGAUGCUCCAGAUGGGAGUGAAAAAUAUCUGCGUACUAAAUCGCACAUAUUCGAACGCGGAAAAACUUGUCGGACAUUUCACAAAACUACUAGCGAGGGACGAUUUACCCCUAUUUAGCCCCGACACUGAGGUUGAGACCCGCUUCCAUAUCCUCAAGUCGAGGGAAGAACCGUGGCCCGAGACAUGGCGACAGCCCACGAUAAUUGUCUCCGCCAUACCUGGCCACGGCGUCGGCGACACGCCGGCUCCCGACUUCACCCUGCCCCCACAGUGGCUCGACAGCCCGACGGGAGGCGUGGUGGUCGAGUUCGCCUACAAGACAUUACACACACCGUUGUUAGACCAGAGCCACCGAGAAGCCCACCGAGGCUGGGUGACGAUGGACGGCCUUGACAUCCUGCCAGAGCAGGGGUUUGCGCAGUUCGAACUGUUCACAGGCCGCCGAGCACCGCGGCGCUUUAUGCGGCGGGAGGUCUUCAGGGCGUACACGGAUGAGCAGGGCCGGCACCCUGCCCACCUCAGGCCUCGAAUAGAAAAUAUCGUAGAGCAGGAGCCAUGA